Ylistrum balloti is the source of this 7014-nucleotide messenger RNA. RefSeq names its product proline dehydrogenase 1, mitochondrial-like. Gene Ontology annotation, cellular component: mitochondrion. The coding region runs from base 1 to 1857 and encodes 618 amino acids. The transcript has 13 exons. NCBI's taxonomy places the organism in Eukaryota, Metazoa, Mollusca, Bivalvia, Pectinida, Pectinidae. Gene Ontology annotation, molecular function: FAD binding; proline dehydrogenase activity. The record is from RefSeq and is a predicted model, not a curated record.
AUGGCGGUGUUAAGAGCGUUGUGUAAGACAAAUGUUUUACCGCUUCACAAACAAUUGUGCUCGGUUUCAGUACUACAAUCACAUUACUUUGCUUCCAAAUCAACAACUGCCUCGUCGGCGUCGAUAUCAUCCCAGGAUCUUAGCGAGAAAUCAAGAUUGGACAGCGACGGGUAUCCCGUGCUUGAUUUGUCCUUCAGUAAUGGGAAGGAAGCGUAUCGCAGUAAGACUACAGCGGAGCUGGUCCGGGCUCUCUUCGUUUUCAACAUGUGCUCCAUACCGGCACUUGUAACUCAUAAUAAUAAGUUGCUGAAAUGGAGUCGACGUAUUCUUGGGGGGACCUUGUUCCGUAUGAUGAUGAAGGCAACAUUUUAUGGUCACUUUGUGGCUGGAGAGGACCAGGUUGCAAUAAGACCACUGGUCAGUAGGAACAAACAGUUUGGAGUGAAGUCAAUUUUGGACUACAGUGUUGAGGAAGAUCUCUCCACAGAGCAGGCAGAGGAGGCAGAGAUGAAGAGCUGUGUAUCUGAUCAUCAACCGGAUGACAUAACAUCACUAGAUCCCGACAAACAAAAGUUUUUGGCCCACAAAAAGUUUGGAGAUCGCCGUAGCAAGGUUAUAUCAGCAAGGACAUAUUUCUAUGAGGAUGAAGCCAACUGUGACACAAACAUGGAGACUUUCCUCAGAUGUAUAGAUGCUGUGGCAGGAGCUACUGAGGUGAACACUGGGUUUGUUGCUAUCAAGAUGACAGCUCUUGGAAGACCAGAGUUUCUGCUGCAGAUGUCUGAUGUGCUGGUGUCAACAAGAACCUUCUUUGAGAAGUUUGCGGGUAACAAAGGUGACAUCCUUCUAAGAAAGUUUCGUGAGGAAGACUUUAAAAAGCAGUUGGAGGCCAUGGGAGUACAAAUCACACGGGAUGACAGGAAGCGCUGGUUCUCAGUUCUAGACAUCUCACAAGAUGGUGAGGUGGACCUUCUGGACUGGGACAACCUGUUAGAGGUCAACAUGAGUUUGUCCAAGGUUUUUGUGGUACCCGAUGAGGAGACAGGGAAACUGAAGCCUUUAGUCACCUCUCUGUCAACAGAAGAAGAAGAGCAGAUGAAAAACAUGUUAGGACGCCUCAACAUGAUUGCUAAGUAUGCCACAGAGAAGGGUGUGAGAGUGAUGGUAGAUGCUGAACAAACUUAUUUCCAACCUGCCAUAAGUCGCCUGUGUAUGGAAAUGAUGCGAAGGUUUAACAGGGAAAAGGCAGUUAUCUUCAACACCUACCAGUGCUAUCUGAAGAGUGCUUACAAUAAUGCCUGUUUGGACAUGGACCUGGCCCGUAGAGAGGACUUCCACUUUGGAGCCAAGCUGGUUCGGGGUGCAUACAUGGAACAAGAGAGAGAGCGAGCACAUGAAAUAGGCUAUGAGGAUCCCAUCAAUCCUAGCUACGAGGCAACCUCAGACAUGUACCACCAAACUCUGGAGGAGGUGAUGAGACAAAUAAACUGCAGAGAUCGGGGGAAGAUUGCAGUGAUGGUGGCUAGUCACAAUGAGGAUACAGUUAGAUAUACCGUAGAAAAGAUGAAGGAAUUCAAAAUUCGACCGUCUGACCGCCUCAUCUGUUUUGGCCAGCUAUUGGGCAUGUGUGAUCAAGUCAGUUUCCCGUUAGGCCAAGCUGGUUACUCUGUGUACAAAUAUGUACCUUAUGGUCCUGUGGAGGAAGUGCUUCCAUAUCUAUCUCGUCGUGCGAUGGAGAACCGUGGCAUCCUCAAAAAAGUGAAAAAGGAGAAGAAUCUCCUGUGGGGGGAAUUGAAGAGAAGGAUAUCAUCAGGUCAACUUACAUACAACCCAAAAAAUCAUGUUCAAUCGCCAUGACACUAUCUUUGUAGAUAGAGGAAUAGGAUUUCUGCUGGGAAUACAACCUCUGGUGUCUGUCUCCAUUGAAGUAUGUUAAUUCAAUGAAGGACUGUGUCUCCUAGAUAGAAAAAAAUGGUAGAUAUAGAUUAGAAUAGUUAGGGUUUUUAAUUUAUUAGGAAUGAUAUAUUACUGCUCCUUUGCAAUGCAAGGGGCAGCUUUCAGUCUCGGUAAAAUCUCAGGAAGAGGUCAAAAUCUAAUUGAAAGCACAUGUUGUAAUACAUUUGCCCACAUAUGUAUUGACUAUUUGAGGAACUGAUCCUGCUGUUUCGUAGUUAGGUAAGAGUCUGAUGUCUUUGAUUAGUUUAGAAACUCUUUAGUAGCUCUACAUUUAUAGCAGCUACAUGGCAAAUUAUAUCUAACGGAGCUUAACAUGUGAAAAUUCUGUUAUUAAGAAGACACAUUUGAUUCCAUGGAGACAGAAUACAUUAAUCAUAGAAAUUAUUAUCCUAUUUGUUUGACUAGAAUUUUAUCUUCAUUAAAUGUUAAAACUUUAAAGCAACAGUUGAGAUUAUAAUAUGGAAAAAAUAAUUAUAUAAUGACAUGUUGCUGUUGUCGUAUUCACAAUCAAACAUGUUCAUUCUUCUAAUUAUUGAAAUUCUUUUGAUCAAUUCAAAAUGAAAUGACAAGCAUUGUCUCUAGUUGGAAUUUUUUCUGAUAAGUUUCAAACAGUAACAAAUCAAUAAUAGAUACCAUCAUUUGUUGUAACUUUUCAUUCGAUCCACUGUCCUUGCUAGAAUUCCUACAGCAGUUUAUUUCUUUUGUCUUUUGAAAUAUUUUUAAAUAAACUAAUGUUGAAUGUGGGAUUUCUAUUCCCAUGAUUCAUGAGAAAUUGUUUAGUUUAUCAGAAAAAUGGGUUAAGAUAGGUUACUUUGAGAUUGAUAUAGUUAUAUAUGGAUAUAUAUAUAUAUAUUUAUAUAUAAAUUUAUUAUAUACAUAUGUAUAAUACAUAUUAGCAAUAGAAUAUACAUAUUGGUAUGACUAUGCUGCCCUUUUGUGUACAAUGUACAUGUAUACACUCAUAAAAAGAGCAAUGUAACCUGCUUUGUAUAAGUACAUGAGGCUCUCUCACUCAUUCCUAUUACCUUACUUACCUAAUGUAAAAGUCACUGAAGCUUGUUUUUUAAUCAUAUGUUAUAGGAUUUUUCCCUUCAUUCCCUGCUAUAUGUACUAAAUACCUCCUUAAACCUUCUUUUGAUCCACCAUGUCCCCAACAAAUUCCAACCUACCUAUCAAUUAUACUAGAUAUUUGAUUGUUUGUCCAUCAAGCUACCAUCUUCUUUCUAUCUAUCACUGAAGCUGGUAACUGGUAUCUCUCCUACCACCUACCCUCGGUCUAUUAUUUUACAAAAUGUAGGUAAUGUGUGAAGGUAAGAAAAUAUCCUUUAGCCAUUUAUUCUUCCAACUUCUGUCAUUUUAUUGUAAUUUAUGGGUUAUGUUUUUUAAGCAUCUGUUGCCUUAGCAACAAAUUGAAAAUACCUUGUUUUAUGUAUGGUUUACAAUUUAUGCUCCCCUAAAAUUUACAAAGGGGCAUAUAGUUAUCGCCUCUUCCAUAUCUCAGUCUUUCUGUUCAUUUUUGUCCGGAGCAUAACUUAACAGUUAAGCAGUAAUCAUGAAACAUUGAUCUUUUUAAACUAAUGUGCAGUGUACCACAUCCAGGGCCCUCAACCCCUCUGUUACAGAGUUAUUGCCCUUUGUUAAAAAUAUUCUUGUGCAUAUAAUUUCUUUGUUUGCAUGAAAGCUAAGAUAAUGAAACUUGAUACAUGCAUUAGUCAUAGAAAGACAAUGUUCAUUUUACCAAAUUCAAAGCCUACAAAUCCUCAAUUACAGAGUUAGUACCCUUUGUAAACCUUUUUGGUUCAGAGAACAACUUUGCUUUCAUUUAAACUGAGAUAAUGAACCUUGGUAUAUACAACAUAUACAUACUAACAGGGUACACAGUGCCUGAAACCCUGAAGUACAGAAUUAUUGCUCUGCGUUAAUAUUUUGUGUCCAAUAAUCAGUUAUUCCUUCUCAGUGCACCUUCAUUACAAGGUGGACUGUUAAAAUUGUUCUUCUUCCGUAAUUCGUCGUCUGUCCAUCUGUCCUUGAAAAAAUCUUGUUAUUGUUAUUUCUUGAAAAUGCUAGCUGAGCAUUUUGCUAAUCAUAGAUAGGUUCUCAUUGUUCCCUUGUUAUGCAUUGUCCCAUAUGGGACCGAUCUUAUAAAAGCCAAUAUGCUCGUAAGGCGGUUAUCAUUGAUUUUAACCUAAAAUCUUUGUUAUCACCAUUUACUGAGGUUUGAAUUAUGCAGGAUGAAUUAUUCUCAAAUUUCAUUUGUUGCAUCCACUUGGUCUCUUGUUACACGUUGCCCAAUUUUGGGAAUGAUCUGAAAACAAAAUGGACAUUUCUCGGGUCAUUCUCAAAUUUCAAAUGCAGGUUCUCUUUGGUUCAUUUUGAUAUCGAGCAAUUAAUCAAGAUGGAUGAUGAAUGGCCAUCCUCAUUUUUUGUUUCUAGAGAAGUAUUCUGUGGACCUUUCUAAAAUGUAGGUAGGUUCCCUUUGGUCCAGUGUUGUGCCAACAAGAACAAAACGGCUGACAUUGAAUUUCACCUAUGAAAAAUUGUUUCUUUUUAUUUGGAUGUAAUCUUGCCCAAAUUUUAUAUGUAAGUUUCCCAAGGUCCCUUGUGCCAUUUUGAUGUUGAGACUGAUCAGAAAACAAAAAUAGCAGCGAAGCGACUUCAUAUACAUAUGUACCUUGGAUUUGAUUAUUAAAUAUUAUUUUUGCUAUUUCUUUAACAAAAAGUAUUCAUAAUUUCAUAUAACUGAAAACGAAAAUUGGAACAAAAAAUAACAACCUGUCAUUAAAAAGAAUAGCAAACAAAGAAAAAGAUCAAACUUUCAAAGAAAAAAGUACAGACCAAACAAAGAUGUGCGCCAGGACCCCUCUUAUCCUCUAUAGAGAGAAGCAGUUUUUAAGUACAAAUUAAACUUUGUUACAUCAAGACGGUACCCAGUAGGUUGUGACAGACCUGUUAAAGUAUGACCGAUGUUUUACUAGCAAUAUGAGGUUAUAACCAUUUUGUAAUGUUUAAUGAAAUACAAGGUUUUUUUGUACUUUACAAUAUUUUUUUUUAUUUUUUUUUUUUUUUUUUUUGAAUCUCUUCUAAUGGUGUUUGUUUUUGAGAUUAUAUGUUCAACACAUUUUAUUAAUAUAUUAAUAUGAAUAUCAAUUAAUGUGUUAUUGUGAAUUGUCAGAACCCUGUCAGUUAUACAUGAUCUAUGCAUUUGCGAUAAGUAAUGAUCUAGUGAAACAAACAUAAAAGCUAACUUGAUAUCUGAAUUAUGUUAAGUAUAUCUUCACCUUGAAAUGUGUUGUCAAAUGUUUUUUUCUGAAUGAAACCGAUCAAAUCUGCUUCAGAAACUAGACUUUCGUUUGAGAGAAUUGGUAUUUUUUAUUAUCCAUUAAAACACUAAUGAUUCAUUGACAGAUCAAUGGGCUUUUUGAAAGCUUUUACAAACCAUUCUAUUUACUGACUUUUAUAUAUUAGAUCUGGUGUUACUGUGUUGGUAUUUUUCACCUAUUAAUUACUUGAUGUUAGUUCAUUAUUCUAUCAUGUCGUAUUGUUAUUAUGAUUUUCUGUUUGUCUCUUCAGACCUUAUUGAUACAAAUAUGCUACCAUUGUUAUAUUGUUUUUCUUUUCUUUGCAUCUUUGAUUACACUUGUUAAAGCAUCCAUAUUUUUUUACAUUUUUCCUCUAAAAGUGAGAUUAUCAAAAACAAAUUGUUAUUUUUUUAUUACUGUUUGUUUAAUAUAUAUUGUACAUUUGAUGUCAAUAUCUGGUAUAUUCUUUGUUUUAGCUACACAGUGUACGAUGUUUGCGUUAAACCCUUGGUUUUUACAGUGAUAAGAUAACAAUAUACCUUAGCUGAUUGGAUCAAAGUUUUGUAUUUAUCUUGUUAGGAGGGGUAAACACCAGUCGAAUAUACAUGUAUAUAUGAUAAAUGAAGUAAUAAGACAGUACGGACAAGUGAAUUGUCAAAUUGUUGAGUCAAUCUGCCCCUUUAUCAAGACAAAAAAAUUAUUACAUAAAUUACAUCACAUACUUAGAACAUAAAACAGAUAUGAAGUUGUAAACAAAAAUCCAGAACAGUAGUGUAAAUAUAGGUGUUUUGAUAAUCCCUUUGGCCAUGGACGCAAAGGCCUUUUGUCAGGGACAAAAACAUCUCAUGUGGAGGUAUGAAAGAUGAUGAUUCAAAUAUCAAAAAUGUUUGAUUAGGUCUCGGUACUUGUGAACUGUGGCCACUGAGUGUAUAUGUGAUUGGAGAGAAGAAUAUGAAGUAAUAAUGUACUGUUGUUAUCACUUCAUUGAUCAUAUAUCUAUUCCGACAAUAUGCAUCCAACGAACAUUUGUUUGUUAGGAUCCACUACCAAUAUUGGACCAUACCGUCGAUAUUACUGACUAGAAUCUGUAUAUAUAUAUGUGUGUGUGUUGUGUGUGUGUGUGUCACAUCAUGUAUUCAAAUUGAAUUGCUUUUUUAAGACAGCAUUAUAUUUUUCCUUAAUUGUGCGAUCAAAUUAUUUUCCUUCAUAAUAUCAGAUGAUACUUGUGUUUUGAUGGUAUUAUCUCACCAGUCCACGAGACAGUUAGACUCUUUUGAUUAUAGUGUAGUGUAACUUAAGUUAUUGUGAGCAUUGUGAGAUUCUCCAUUACAAUCAGUCAUUAUUUUGCCCAGUCAACCGUCAUGCUAUUCCCGUACAAUGCCAAAAAUUUAGAAGAAGCGAACGGGUGUCCGAAGAAAACGGUUUUUAUUGUUUUUCACCGUUUUCAGUCUUCACUGAUUUAAGAAACUCUACUGUUAAGUUUUAUGUGCCACUUUUUUCAGUUACGAACCAUGUUUGAUGUUAAGUUUUCAAACUUGUUUCCUGUAUGGAAUGCAUUUAUUUUGCGUUUACAUAUAUUUUGUUCAGUUGCAGUGCUUCUAUCUGGUAUCUUUAUCCAUAAUGUCUAUAAUAAAGUUAUAUACAUUUUUGUGUAUGUUCAGUUAUCUAAUUUUAUAUAGGUAAUUUGUAGAUAUUACCCAUUAUGUUUAAAUCUGUGUUAAAGCUGUUUUGUUACUAGAAAUAAAUGCUUUCCACAUCA